AUGGCACCUGGUCCUUUUAGACGCAAGCCCCUGGGGCUUGACGUGCCCCGCCCCGCUACGGUCGUCGAGUCGCCGCCUGGCAUUGCGGCCCUCUUCGUCAUUCGUUUCGAUAUCAAGGCCGGAUACGUGAUAUCGUGGAAGCGUACUGUUCCCGGGGUUGAAGUUGAAGGAGCUGUGGAGUACAAGUCGCUUCCAUCUGGUCUGCACAAUGUCUCAGAAGAUCUGGUAUACUUCGUCCACGAGCAAUAUGCUGGCAUCAGCGCGUUUGUCAAUUGGCCUGCUGAGGAAGCGGAGCGAAAUGCAAAGAUGUUUGCUAUCGGGGUUCUCGUCCCAUUAAGCUCCGGAAGGUUGGGGAAAAGCUGGAGACAUGCUCCCAAGCUCAAAGAAUUGGCGGCGAACUAUGCCGAGGAUAUGUCGAAUACGCAACCUUUAACAGAGUACUGGGAUAAUUACGAGAUUCGUGAAAGUGAUUCUUCCGCUAUGCCACCCGAUUCCCCCAUGGAGUCUCCUCUCAGUCUCCGGCUGCGGGCCCAUGGUGAUCUAAGAGAUGCCGUCCAUCGAACCCGCGCUUUCAGUGAUGCAAUCGUGUUGGAAACGCCCAGGCCGGCCCUGACGCCCUUCCACCCAGCUUCCUCGCUCCCUAAUUUUCUAGAUUCCUUCGGUCCUCUCCUAUUUCCUCUGUACAGAGCAGCACUGCUGCGCAAAAGGAUCCUUUUCAUGGCUGAGGCGCCAGUUCAAGAGCCCUGUAGCUAUGUGUACGAUCUUUCUUUAUUGGCCUCCUUACCUAAUUCGCUCCUUCCUUUACUGCCGCAAGACGGUUUACCCUCUCCGCGACCUCGCCCAUUGUUCAACGUCGGCAUUCAUGAUAUUCCUCACCUCUCGUCUUUUGUGGGCACUUCGGUCAAUGCAGAACAUGACGCAGCCUGGAUUGCAUGCAGCACAGACAGCGUUUUGACCAUGAAGCCUGAGCUCUUCGAUGUUCUUGUCACCUUACCUCCCGCUCACUCCAAGAACGCCGCAGAGAAGGUAUUUCCUACUAUUUCCAUCUUUCAUACGCAACCGCCAAAGGGCAAGACGCCCCAAUCUAUCGAAGUCAAAGCAACCCAGCGCGACGCACGACGUUACGCUACCCUUCGCAAGGGUCUUCGACACGUAACCCAAGAAGAAGAAGAAGCAGCAUCCACUGAAGCCGACGACGACUCGGACGCCGCCUCGACGUACUCAUCCAGUCCCAUUGUGGAACCUCUCUCAUGGACACGCUUGGCAUACACCUCCUUCAUAUGGUGGGCAUCAGCCGGCGAGAAGCGCGACGGUCUCUCCGAAGAAGAGGAAGAAGAGCACCAAAUGGAACAGGACACGCGCCUGCUAGCCAGUGUAGAAACUCUUCCCAGCCCACCCUCUGGAUCUCUCGGCCGUCGAAGCAUUCAAGCGCAGGAGUCGACCCAGCCGCCUGAAAUUGCCCUAGUCGCGUACUUCCGUCGCCUCACAGCCCAAAUCUUCAUCACUCUAUCCGACGUAGUUGCCCGGCACGAUAGCCGCAAUUCCCCCGAUGACGAUGAAGAUGACGACGAAGAGAUACCCGAAGAGGACACCAUUCCUUACGAAGAUGAUCCAGAAGACGACGAAGGUCCCGGCCCCUCCCUUACCAUUGGCCGACAAUCCACCCAAGAAGACGAUUCCAGAUCUCCAUUGCUACAACAGCAGACAGGGACCGGGUCGCGCGACACCAGAGCCUCCUACGACGAUAGCGACCCAGUAAAGAUCACUUCUGAAGAUCUGACCGAGAUGGGCCUGGAUAUCUGGAGCACAGCUGACCGUCUGUUUGUCGAGGAACUGGUUCACCUGUGGUGGGGUCGGAAGGCACGUGUGGACAGUGCGAGGAUCAGAUGUUGCGGUAUUUCCAUCAUAUAA
Molecule: messenger RNA, 1911 nt
Organism: Aspergillus tubingensis
Lineage: Eukaryota; Fungi; Ascomycota; Eurotiomycetes; Eurotiales; Aspergillaceae
Exons: 6
Coding region: 1-1911 (636 amino acids)
Cellular component (GO): lipid droplet
Source: RefSeq, a predicted model, not a curated record